CUUAUGUAUGGAGAGGACUGAAGCGGUGUGGAAAAUGCCACCAGCAGUCGAUUAAUGUGCCUUAUUUACUGUGUUUACAGAAUAAAGUCCCCAUACAACUCACUACACCGGCAGUGRUUAUUUCAUCUUAACCAAGUGUGUAACAAAAAUGGCGAGCCAGCCAGGAGGACAGUAGUGCUUCAGCGUGGAUAAGAAGAGGAUACUUUCGAGGAGAAUGGCACUUGAAGGGUUACAAGACCAGCUGGGUGAGAAACUUCUCGACCUAAAUGUGGAACAGYUAAAAGAAGUGUGUCUCCGGAUAAAAGUAUCUGCUGAAAAAGAAACAAAGAGGCACAUACUGCUCCGCCUUAUCAAUGAAUCUUUGAACUCGGUGAUUGAAARAGAGGAGAAUGAUGUGGCUGAAUACCACUUAAAGAUGCUGUUAACAUUUGUGGAGGAGUUGAAACAGAACCAGUCAUCUGCACCAGAGAAGGAAACAGAUCCUGAGGUAGGAGCAGCAGAGGAUGAAYUGGCCAGCCUCCAAAAGCAAUACGCAGAUCUACAGUUGAGUUUUCAGUCAUCUGCACAAGCCCUGAGUGACCAAAUAAAGAGACUGAGUGAAAAAGUWGAGACAAAGAAACAAGCAAGCCAACCUCCAGCUUCACCGGUCUUGAUACAACAACCAUUAAGCAGGUUAUCUGAAGUAACAAUCCGGAGGGAGUUCAGGAUUAAUGGGCAGAUUGGGGAGAGAGGUARAAAGGAUGGACUUUCAUUUACGAACCUGAUGCAUCAGAUCGACAUGGGACUUAGCAAGGGACACAGCGAACCUGAAAUCACUGAAGCAGUAGUGAAAGCCAUYACCCCAGGUCUCAGCAUCAGAGGUAUGUUGGAAAUUAAACGGGACAUCACUCUCCCCCAAUUGAAAACUAUAUUAAAGGGACAUUUUAAAGAGGAGAGUGCCAUUGACCUGU
Messenger RNA from Austrofundulus limnaeus, 950 nucleotides. RefSeq lists its product as uncharacterized. The record is from RefSeq and is a predicted model, not a curated record. NCBI's taxonomy places the organism in Eukaryota, Metazoa, Chordata, Actinopteri, Cyprinodontiformes, Rivulidae.